UUAUGGGUAUAUAUAUUAUAACUACAGACGCGUGAAUGUUUUUAUCCCGUUUUGCUGCAGCUGGUAACGUUUUUUUCUCUCUCGUUUCAACCAAUCAUUCACGUGAAUACAAAUCUGCCCGGCAACCAAGAUUUGUCAAAUGCAUUUAGAAUGCGCGUCCGUCUAAUCUGGCCGUCUCCCUACGGACGGUCGAUGGAUGAAAUAAAGAUGUAGGUCCGCGUGCGCGUGAGCAUAAGAGCAGCAGGAAUGCGGCUCGCGGCCCUCCGUCAGACGUGACGUCGCUGGUCCCCCCGCUGAAAAACUUCACUCGCAACAAAGUUUCUCUGAGCAGAAGAGGAAGAAAAAAAAGAAAAAGAAAAAAAAGCCAGUGAACCCAGAAAAACUCGCCUCUCUCGGACCGAGGAACCUGGGAAUGUGCGGACAUUGUCGCCUCGGCACCGCAUCCCGCCGUCGAAAUGUUCGUCCAGUUGUUCCGUUUCGUCGACUCCGUGGCUCUCGUGGCGACCGUCUGUGCGGCGGCGUUGCUGGCGAGAAGCUGCGUGUGCGUGGGCGAGGAGGACGAUGAGGUCCUGGAGAAGAAAGAGCUCGCGGAGUUCUACGGGAAAGGUAUGUUCAUCCUGGAGAGCGAGCCGCUGAGGCGCUGCAUCACCGUGGACCGCUCUAACCUGGUACUGGAGGACUGUGAGCGGCCCACGCGCCGCAUGCUGUGGAAGUGGGUCUCCCGACAUCGCCUCUUCAAUGUGGGCACCAGUACGUGCCUGGGCCUCAACAUCUCUGACACUACGCAGCCUCUCGGCACGUUCGAGUGCGACACGGCCCUCCCUGUUCUGUGGUGGCGCUGCAGCGGAAACGGACUGUACGGGGCGUCCCAGUGGAAGGUGUCCGUGGCCGGACGUUUGGUGGUGGUGAAGAAAAACUCCUACCACGAGUGGAAGAGGUACAACACACCCAGAGAGGGGCCGUGCUCUUAUCCUUAUGAAGAUAUACACACGUUGUUGGGAAAUGCACAAGGCAUGCCCUGCUCUUUGCCCUUUAAAUACAACAACAAAUGGUACUCUGAGUGCACGACUGAGGGGCGCGAGGACCACCUCCCGUGGUGUGCCACCACCACGCGCUACGACGAGGCCGAGAGAUGGGGCUUCUGUCCGGUACAAGAUUCCAGUUGCGACCAUUUCUGGGAGUCCAACCAGGAGCUGCGUGCGUGUUACCAGUUCAACCUAAACACCAUUUUGACCUGGGGUCAGGCGCUGUUAAGCUGCCAGGCGCAAGGGGGGAAUCUGCUCAGCGUCACCAGCCUGGCUGAGCAGAGGUAUAUCAAAGAUCGUCUUUCAAGUGUUGGUGCGAUGGUGUGGAUCGGGCUGAACCACCUGAAGGAUGGACGGGGGUGGCAGUGGUCUGAUGGAGCACCUCUCUCACUGGUCGCCCUGCUCACAGCUCUGCCUGCGAGCCCCCUGCAGGACAACAGACAGUGUGGAGUGUACAACUACGAGGGGAUAUGGCAGAGUAUGUCCUGUGAGUCGGCUCGGCCCUACAUUUGUAAGAAGACGCCUAAUGACACCCGGAGAGCAGAGCCACUAGAGAGCUGGCAGUAUGUCCACACAGAGUGUGCUGACGGCUGGUGGCCACAUAAUGGUGUCUGCUAUCGGCUGCUGUCAGAGACGGCGGCGGGAACCUGGGGGGAGGCUGCCUUUGCCUGUCGCUCUCAGGGGGCAAACCUCACCAGCGUCCACUCUCUGUCCGAGGUGGAGAUGCUGCUCAAGCUGCUGACUAACUUGUCUGGAGAGAGUCGGGAGGUGUGGAUCGGUCUCUGGAAGCAGCCGUUGUCACCGACCGUAGAGUGGUUGGAUGGAUCACCAGUAACUCUCACUUUCUGGCACCAGUAUCACCCUCCUCACAACCUGACGGAUGCAACACACUGUGUUAAAGCUGACAAGAAGGAAGGUAACUGGCUUUUUGCGCCGUGUGAUGAGCGACUGCCCGCUGUGUGUAGGAGAGAGAGCCAGAAACAGGCUCAUCAGCCCGCAGCCGUGGAUGAGGAAUGUCCUGAGGGCUGGAAGCGACAUGGCCACUCCUGCUACACUGUGACUAGCCAUGAACAGAGUUAUGAAGAUGCUCGGAAGGGAUAUUACUGCACUGCUCCUCUCCUUACAGUGGAAAACAGGUUUGAGCAGGCGUUCGUCAACAGUUUGCUGAGUGAGAGCUGCACCAACAGCAGCAGGUAUUACUGGAUCGGCCUCAUGGACGUGGAGAAGAGGGGAGAGUACAUCUGGCUCCUUCCCAAUAGCUCCUCACAGUCCCUUACCUUCACAAACUGGAACAAACACCAGCCAGUCAGCUCAGGUGGCUGUGUUGCCAUGUCCGGCCGCAGUGCGUUGGGUCGCUGGGAAGUGAAAGACUGCAAGUCGCACAGGGCCUUGUCAGUGUGUAAGCAGAGCGUCAGCAGCUACAACCAUGUCCAGUCACCAGAGCACCACAUUGAUAGCUCCGCCCCCUGUCCUCCAGGGUGGGAAUCACAUUCUGGGAUGCUCUACUGUUUUAAGGUGUUCCACAAUGAGAAAGUCCUGAUGAAGCGGUCCUGGGUGGAAGCAGACUUCUUCUGCCAGGCCCUCGGGGCUCAGCUGGCCAGCUUCCACCACUAUGAGGAGCAGGUGUUUGUUAAGCAGCUCCUCAGUACCAUGUUUGAAGGAACAGAGGGCCGCUGGUUCUGGGUGGGUUUAAAUAAAAGAGAUCCUGAAAACCCCGGAGCCUGGGAGUGGUCUGAUGGUUCUCCCGUGGUGACGUCCUUCGUAGAGGAUAAGAACGAGGAGGAUGACCGGAGGGACUGUGCUGUGUACAGCGACCUGACCAACGCCAUGAUGCCGCGGCCCUGUGACACACAACACGAGUGGAUCUGCAAGCUGUCCAGAGGUGACCAACUGAAAAAACCCUACUGGUACACGGAGCAGAGCGAGCCCUGGGUUUUUUACCGCGGAGCCGAGUACCUGCUGGCGAAGCAGCCCUUUGACUGGGACGCCGUCUCGCUGGCCUGUCAGAUGAUGGGGGCUUACCUGCUGUCCAUUCACUCCAGAGAGGAGCUGCACUUUGUCAGGGAGCGCAUGCAGCGGCUGUCCGAGGGCCCGACAGACUGGUGGAUUGGCCUGUCCAUGGGGCGGACUGAAUACGAUGCCAGCAGUUGGAGCGACAAGACGGAAAUAGACUUUCAGAACUGGGCAGAGAAGAGUGUUGCUAAUGGCCUCAGAGGAGAAAAGGUGUGUGUCACCAUGUCCUCUCCAUCAGGGAAGUGGUCAGCGAGUAAAUGCAGCGAUCACCACAGCUACAUAUGCAAGAGAAAGACGGUGUCUGUGGUGGAGUCUCCCAGGGAGCCGCACUACAUCGGAGGAUGUCCGGAGCAAUGGCUCUACUUUGGACACAAGUGUCUCCUGCUUCACAUACCUGCUGGCCCACUGGAGGGAAAGAGUUGGAACGAUGCCCAGUCCAUCUGCUCCUCCUUCGCAGGCUCGCUGGUUGCCGUAGAGGACGAGAUUGAACAAGCCUACAUCACAAUGCUGCUCCAGGGCAGCUCUGUAGGUGUGUGGAUUGGUCUGCGGGAUGAGGACACCAUGAGAUGGACCAAUGGGAAAUCCGUCAGCUACACCAACUGGUCUCCAAUUGGACCAAAGAGCUACUUCACUGAUGAUGAUUUGGUCAGUGAAUUGACCGAUGAGCCGUUGUGCACAGUUCUAUCCAACAACCACAACUUCCACCUGACAGGGAAGUGGUACGAUGAGAAGUGCAGCGAGAGUGGUUAUGGCUUUGUUUGUCAGAAACCUCAAGAUAUAUCCAAACCCCCCACUCACUCCUAUCACCACCCUCUCCCUGACAAUAUUGAGUACAGGAGCCGUAGCUACAAGGUUGUGUCUGGCAACAUGAGCUGGUACGAGGCGAUGCAUAUGUGCAUAGAGAAUGAUUCUGACCUAGCGAGCGUUACCGAUGCAUACCACCAGGCUUUCCUUACUGUCCUUGUCAAUAGAUUGGCAGUCUCCCACUGGAUUGGACUGUAUAGUCAAGACAGUGGCAUCAAUUAUCAGUGGUCAGAUGGCAGUGACACAGUCUACACACACUGGGACGCGGCCGAUGACGACUUUGUGGGUGGAGAGUGUGUGUACAUGGACGUGACCGGAGGCUGGCGGAGAGCUGACUGUGAAACUCUGCUUCCAGGAGCCCUGUGUCAUGUUCCCCCACCAAGCAAUAAACCGUUCAUCUCAAGCGAGGUGGCGUGUCCCUCCACGUGGGUGAAAUUCAGCCACGGCUGUUACAACUUUGAGCCGGUGGUGCAAAAACUUACAUUCGAAGAGUCAAGAGAACACUGUAGGCAGAAAGUCAACACCUCGGAUGUGCUGACCAUUGAGAGUGAGACAGAGAAUCGCUUUGUUCUGGAGCAGCUGUGGUCGUUGGGGUUCCUUCACCACUCUGUGUGGUUGGGGAUGUACUUCAACACCGACACCGAUUCCAUGGCCUGGGUGGACGGUUCACCGAUGGACUACAUCAACUGGCCCGACCCCGCCCCGGACCCCAGGCUGCUCACCACAGAUUCUUGUGUGACCACCAGGGUGAAUGACGGCGCGUGGCACCUGUCGCAGUGCGCCCAGCGGCUCGGCUUCGUCUGCAAAACCACCUCAGAUGUUGUUGCUGAGGUGGAAGUGGAACCCCUGAAUGGUCUCCAUCACGGCGUCAUCCCCGCCGCGGUGCUGGUAGCCGUGCUGAUCUUCGCCCUGGUGGCCGGAGCGAUGUGGUUUGUGUACAAGAGGAACGCUUCAAGCUUCCGCCGGCUCCCUACGUUCGGCAGCGCUUACUACAGACAGACCAGCUCACAGGCCACGGAGUCGGAUGGCAAUGUGCUGAUCACACACCUGGAGGCUCACUCGGGAGAGUAGCUCUGAGCUUUUAUGGUCUCUAUUAUUCUCCCAUUAUCCAUUCGCCUCUCGCCACUUUGCCCCUGGGGAUGAACGCCGCCUGACAGCGUGAAGCUGCCACUCCUCAGGACAGCGGCGAGACGAUGACGGCAGACGUUUCCCUUUUUGUAAUCUGAGAAUGUUCUUGGAAGUUCCCGGUUGCACUCAACAGUUUUCAUGCUCUCCACAAAGGGUUGUAAACAUAAUGUUUUGUGUUGACACUGAAAAACCCACAUUUGAAUUGUCCACAUCACUGAGAUUGUUUAAGGGGGGGUGCAACAUCAUUUGAAAUGUGUUUAAAAGAGUAACUAAGCACUUGAUGCCUGUUUUUAUAACCAAAUGUUAGUAUUCAAUCAAUUACAGUUGGAAAAAGUAAAUUGGUUAAUUUUUUAUUUCACCAUAUUAAAAAAGGUGAAAAAAGUCUUGAUCUGCUCCAGGGGUCUAAAGUAACUCAAAAUAGUAAUAUGAUGUUAUUUUGUAUAUUUCAUUCAGAAUUUCAGGAGCUGUUGGAGCUGCACAGCAGCAUUGUUAUCAGUAUUAGUUUUGAAUUUUGUAUUUUAUUUUUUUAGGUACACAAGCUAAAUUUUGGGCAGAGUUGUUUGUUUCAAACUUCUGACAGUGUUGAAUUCAUUCCCUUGUUCCCCUUUGUCUGCUGAUUGCACAACUUUCUUUGUGUUUUAUUAAAUUGUGGUUAGGCCUAAGAAUUCCAGUAUCAUGAGUCUGACCGCAGGAAAUACUACACUCAAUGAAAAAAGGAACUCUUCCCCUUUUCACUUCAUCAAUGGCUUCCCUUUUCGUUAGUGUAAAGGACAGCAGCAGCAUGUCUCCACAGCGUGGCAAUGGGCCAAAGUAGUAAGAGUUACAAGUAGUAACAAGUAGUAAGUAACUCUGUCUUACCAUACAGCAUCUUUAGCCACACAAGCUCUAUACGGGUGGCUAGAAGUUUUGUUCACUUGGUAACGAUUUAGUCCACUCGUUUUGGGUAUGUGAUGUUGUGUCUUUAAUGAACAGAAUACUACAGGCAUGAUCGUAGUGACUACAAAUGAGCACAUCAAAGGUCAGAGAAUGGAUUCUUUAUCAACAUCACAAUGGCUUGAUAAGUAAGUAAGACAAGUAAGAUAUCUAUAUGACAAGAACCACCAGCAUGAGUGGAAACCGGAUAGCUCUUUAGUUUAGUUUUUAACUAGGAUAGUGGACAUUGUGAGCCAUAGGACGGACAGGACUGAUAUAGCGAUGAAGUAUUUUUUCUUUGCACCUUGGAUAUUAUUUGUGGUAUUUUCUACACUGAAUGAACAUCAGGGAUUUAAAGGAAAUCACAGAUAGACCACAAGUAUGGUCAACGAUUACUGAGUUUGUCGGCCUUUUAGUAAAAUUUUAUUAUGACCGCAUGUGUAAUUGUACAAAUAAAAGGCCCUUUAAUCGUUUGUCUUAAUGAAGAUGUCAGCGUGUCCCUUCAGUGGAGAACAUAAGACUAUUGAGUCUCUAGUUCUAUCUGACAGUCAUCGUGAUUAUUCAUUCCUACCAGCUGAUACGACAGAUACAAACACCAAGUGCUACUGUACAAUAUGAGUCAUCACUGCUCCGGAGCCGCAGCACAAAAACACACACACAAAUGCGAGUGGACGGGUCGAUAAUAGGAAAGAAUAUCCGCGUUUAAAUGUGAGAGUGCAGAGGAGGGCACCGAGGGAAAAAACAAAGGCGGAAAGCGAGACAUCCCGCCUUCAAAAUAAAAGCGUUGCCUGCGAUUAGCCAUGAACAAAACGAGUCAACAUAAUGAGACCAAAUGGUCAUAUGCAAAGUCAAAAUCAUCUGACACAAUGUCAAAAAUCCCAUCCGUUAUUUGACUCAGUAAAGUUGCAUUUAGUCUCUUGAUUUUGACCUUAUAUCGUAUAGGCUAUUUUUGAAUUAGCAAAUCAAAGUAUUUAUAUUAUAUAAUUUUUUUUU
Messenger RNA from Pungitius pungitius (ninespine stickleback), 6875 nucleotides. RefSeq names its product phospholipase A2 receptor 1 (gene pla2r1). Bases 456 to 4913 code for a protein of 1485 amino acids. Gene Ontology annotation, molecular function: signaling receptor activity. The record is from RefSeq and is a predicted model, not a curated record. The transcript has 30 exons. Lineage: Eukaryota; Metazoa; Chordata; Actinopteri; Perciformes; Gasterosteidae.